This is a messenger RNA of Chrysoperla carnea, 1227 nucleotides long. RefSeq names its product hypodermin-A-like. Gene Ontology annotation, biological process: proteolysis. NCBI's taxonomy places the organism in Eukaryota, Metazoa, Arthropoda, Insecta, Neuroptera, Chrysopidae. The transcript is spliced from 3 exons. Gene Ontology annotation, molecular function: serine-type endopeptidase activity. The record is from RefSeq and is a predicted model, not a curated record. The coding region runs from base 41 to 847 and encodes 268 amino acids.
UUUUCAUGAUUAAAAGAUAAAACAGUCCUAGUCAGUAACUAUGUUUCAUGUUUCACCAUUGUUGCUGGUUAUCAUAUCCCAAAUAUUUGUUAAUGGUCAUCACUAUGGUGGCAUAUUCGGACAAUCAGGAAAUUGGAUAGAAGAAUCUACUUGCUUCGAUCCUAGUAUGUUACAGGCCUACGUAGUUUCAGUUAAUAUUGGACCUAAGCAUGUUUGCGGAGGAUCUAUAUUGAAGCCAAAUAUAAUCUUAACAGCUGGAAGUUGUUUGCCGUCAAAAAAUCAUAAGGUUUAUACAGUCAUAUAUAAUCCCUUUGGCGAAGAAAAAUCUGUACGCGUUAAAAAAAUAACCACACAUCCCAAGUUUAAAUAUUAUGAUUCACUUGGUUAUACGAAUUACGAUGCAGCUAUUCUCGUGCUAGAAGAACCAUUAGAACUCUUUCAUUCACAACUUGUAAUACAAUUAACAGAAGAAGACUUAGUCCCAGGGGAAAAGGCCAUAGCUAUAAAUUGGAUGGAUCGAACAUUACCACUAGAAAUAGUUGAUAUAAGUGUCAUAGAUAAUGAUCAAUGUAAUCAAAGAAACAAACAAUCUGGACCAAAUGUUGCCGGUUAUCCAUUUGAAUCUCAAAUGUGUGGAAUAACUGAAAAAUUUUGUCAUUUGAAGGAUGUUGGAAUGCCAAUAAUAAAACAAAUGGAAUCUAAUAACUACUUUAACCCAAUUGUCAUAGGAUUUGGUAUUUAUUCAAGACAUUAUAAAGGAUGUGAUAAAGGAACUCCUGGUUUAAUCACAAGGAUGUCACAUAUUUAUGAGUUUGUUAUGUCAGUAAUAGACUUAAAUCCAAUGUAAUUUCUCAUCUUUUAAACAUGGGACUGCUUUUUAAGCAAGGAUAGUCAGCUAGUGCUAGUAAGAUUACAAAAUAAUAAAAUCCUUUUUAAAGCUUCAUUUUAAAAAAGAAACUUUUUUUAUCCAGCAAGUUAUAGUUAACACUACAGAAAGGCAGUGUUUUAAUUCAGAAGAGUUUAGUAGUAUUGAGGUUCUAUCUUUGAACCUGCUGCCUUGACCCACUAUCAAAUUUUGUUGUAUCUCAAAUACUAUCCCAAGUUGUAAAAACGUGCCCCGUGUAUUCUGGACUUAAUUCUGUUAUUUCUUUUUAUCAAAUUUUCCAUUACCUAAACAUUAAAAAAUUAUUCAAAGCUACAUUUUCUAAUAGUUUUUUUUUCGAUAUC